CACUGAUCCAUUCAUAUAGCACUCUAGAUCAGUUCAGUAAUCCCAAGCUCAAUGGCGUGAUAACAAGAAUCAAGAUUGCGGAAAAGUAACUUCAAGAUAAGAAGGAAGUUCACAGGACUCUUUGUAGUGGUUGAGAAGGCAGAGAUAGCAUAUGUUUCUUGUGGAGCAUGAGUUUCAAGAAAAAGCCCAUUUUAAUCCCUGACACUUUGGGUGAAGAAUUGCAUGACCAUCUACCUAAAAGUCGGGUUGAGCUGCAUAUUCACUUGGACGGUGCUAUCCGGCAUGAAACAAUUUGGGAGCUGCUCAAGUCGAAAAAUAUUCCACUUCCUGGAAAUGGGUCCCUGACUGCCUUAAAAAGAGAUCUUUCCGUGAGGAAGCCGAAAGAUUUGAUGCAUUUUCUUGACGGGUUCAAGACCUUCUUUCCCAUUUACAUUGGUAACCUGAGAGUGAUUGAGAGGAUCGCAUUAGAAUUUUGCGAGGAUGAAGCCGGUCAUGGAGUGGCUUAUGUGGAGGCUCGGUUCUCCCCACAUCUUAUGCUCUGUCCCAAAGCGCCAGAAGUCACAACCCAAGAUAUCAUCAAGGCUGUCUUGGCCGGGUUUAAAGAAGGAGAAACCAAGUAUUCUAUUAAGGCCUUGGACAAGCUUCAUGCCGAGCGCAUAGGUCAUGGAUAUCGGGUUUUGGAGGAUGAGACCCUUUACAAAAGGUGCUUGAAGGAGAAUGUUCACUUCGAAUGUUGCCCCCACUCGUCCAUUUUUACGGGGUCCGUCUCUCUGGAACAUGUGGUGAAGCACCCUGUGAUUCAAUUUGCCAUCGACGAUGCCAACUUUUCCAUCAAUAGUGAUGAUCCAACGAUUACCAACACCUAUCUGCCCGAAGAGUAUGAUAUAGUCCAGUCUUGGGGCCUGACCGAGGCCCAUUUAACUAGAGCGAACUUCAACGCCGCCAAAGCAUCAUUUUUGCCAGAUGAUGAGAAGAGGACUUUAAUUAAAGACCUGAGAAAGGCGUAUGGAGUGAUUGAUGGAUAAGAUGGAAUUGCAAUAACUCUUUGAGUUUAAAAGCGCAUCGAGAUCAUUUCGAGUUUUACAAAUAAAAAGAUCAAUUCAAAACGUAUCGAUCAAACGAUCAAAACAA
Messenger RNA from Tigriopus californicus, 1131 nucleotides. RefSeq names its product adenosine deaminase-like. The record is from RefSeq and is a predicted model, not a curated record. Gene Ontology annotation, cellular component: external side of plasma membrane; cytosol. Gene Ontology annotation, molecular function: adenosine deaminase activity. Lineage: Eukaryota; Metazoa; Arthropoda; Copepoda; Harpacticoida; Harpacticidae. Gene Ontology annotation, biological process: adenosine catabolic process; negative regulation of adenosine receptor signaling pathway; hypoxanthine salvage.